Molecule: messenger RNA, 4785 nt
Organism: Marchantia polymorpha subsp. ruderalis
Lineage: Eukaryota; Viridiplantae; Streptophyta; Marchantiopsida; Marchantiales; Marchantiaceae
Source: the annotation of a GenBank genome assembly
CUCUCGCUCGCUCGCUCUUCUCUCUCUCUCUCUCUUGCUCGCGACCGAACGAAGUUUGAUGUCCAGGGGAGCCUGGGGCCUCAGGGACGCUGUUGUUUAGUUCGUUCGUCGCCAAUCUUCUGCUGGCGUGCACUCCUCCGCGUCAAUUGCCUGCCAUCUGGGCUCCGCACUGCACCGCACUCUCGCGUGGGGCUUAGAUUGGGUCGAUGGGCUUCUUCCUUCGUCAUUGACACUGCACUGCACUGCGCUGCGCUUGACUCACCUCCUCUGGCUCGUCUCCCCUCUCCGUUCACGAGUCGUUCUAUCCACUCAUUGAUUUGGCACGGUUGCUGCUGCUGCUGCUCGAUUGAUUGAUUGGCUGAUUGAUUGAUUCCCCUGGGGUUGGUGUGAUUCCUCUGCAUGUUUCUUUCCUGGUCUGGUGUGCCGUAGGAUGUUCUAGUGGUCGGAUUUGGUCCGAGUUGAGUCAGAUUGCGGGGACUAGUAGCAUUCAUUCUUCUUUUCCUUGCCGUCUGAUUAGCGGUGGUUUUCUAGAACACGCUAUUUGGAGAUUAGAAUUUCGACAUCAGGGCCGAAAUUCGAGACGAUUUGUCGUUUGGAAUAGUUUCCCCUUCUAGGAAUGGGAGUUGGGGAGGUUUGGCGGUGGUUUGUGGGGCGAUGAGUCUCGGCUGGGUUUCUCCGACCAGAGUGUUCGAUUUCUGAAUUGGGCAGAAGAACCGUGUAUAAUUGUCGUGUGAGAGUAUGCGGCAGUGGUGUAGUGAACUCGAUACGAGGCUCCUACAACAAGGACGGAAGACGCAGCUGUAGUUAUAAUUCUGUCCCAGGCGCUUGUGAGUCAAGCUCUUAGAGAUCUUGCGCCUUCACUAUGUCCUGCCCCUCUCCCGUCCUUUUUACCCUUGCCUUUCGGAUAAUCUUGCUCCGUCGUCGCGUCAACCAGAGUUGAGUUUAUUUCUUGACAGCGGCUUCGAUGAAUCGGAUAGAACCAGAAUCUUGACGGUGUCUGGAUUGUUGUCACCAAAUCUUGGUCAAUGAGACCUUGUGCAAUUUCCUCGUUAGAAGAUGGAAAUUCGUUAAGGCUCUGAAUCCUUGUUGGCUAGAAUUUCAAGACAGCUACUGGUUCAACAAGCUCACCUUCUUCUAGCUGGCUGGAUUAUCGCCCACGUCUUGCUACGCUUAAGUUCUUCUGUCUCCGUUUCGACUUCAGGGGAGUAGAUCAGUGCAAACAGGGAGAAGAAUCAAGCGGUCAUUUUCGAACAUCGUCAACAAUGUUGAAGUUUUUGAAGAAUGUGGUGGGAUCGGCAGGCGGUAUCAAGGAUCUGCCUUACGUUAUCGGAGAGCCUUAUUCCUCUGCAUGGGGCUCCUGGACCCACUAUCGCGGCACUUCCAAGGAAGACAAUUCUCCAGUGUCGAUCUUUUCGAUGGUUGCAAACGACGCUGAAGAUGGCCGAUUGGCUGCCGCGCGGAUCGGGGCGAAAAGGCUUCGUGCGAUUCGGCAUCCCAACAUCUUAGAGUUUCUUCACAGCACUGAAACGGAGACGGUGGUUGAAGGCGGUGUUAUCAAAACAACUAUUUAUAUCGUUACAGAACCGGUCAUGCCCCUCGCUGAGAAGAUAAAGGAGCUCAACUUCAAAGGAAACCAGCGUAAUGAGUUUUAUGGCUGGGGUCUUCGUCAAAUCACGAAGGCGAUAACGUACCUCCAUAGCGAGUGCGCGCUUGUUCAUGGGAAUGUCUGUGUGGAUGCCGUGGUGGUUACCCGGUCACUAAACUGGAAACUACACGCUUUUGAUGCGUUAUCUGAGAUUGAUGGAGCCAACUCAGCUGCUUCUAGCCCUAUGCUGCAAUACGAGUGGUUGGUGAGUCCUCAGUACAAGCCUCAAGAACCUGCGAAGGCUAACUGGGCUACAAUUCGAAGGUCAUCACCUUGGGCAAUUGAAUCGUGGGGUCUUGGUUGCUUGAUUUAUGAAAUGUUCUCUGGAUCGAAGUUGACAAAGACUGAGGACCUUCGCAACACUGAAUCCAUCCCUAAGGCAUUGCUUCCUGCCUACAAUAAUCUUCUAGCGGCUGCCCCUGAACGAAGAUUGGACCCAGCAAGGGCAAUAGAAAGUAGUGAAUUUUUUAAGGAUAAGCAUGAUUCCGGUCAGUUCAUGGCCAUGGGAAAGGAACAUGUGGGUGCUAUCAAUCUGGAGGAACGUCAGGAAGUCGAACGUGUCGUAAGGAGGAGAACAGAGGAAUCUGGAAGCGAGUUGAUUCCCUGCCUUCCAGACGAAGUUGCUCUUUUGUGUCUCGCUCGUGUGCCUCGCGCUUCGCACCACGUGCUUAGUGCCGUGUGUCUAAGCUGGUAUAACCUUCUGCAUGACAAGGUGUUUUAUGACGUAAGGCAGGAGCUUGCGGUGGCAGAGGAGUGGUUGUUUUUGUGGACUCAAGAUGCAGACCGAUGCAAUGUUUGGCACGGGUUUGAUCCUGCCACGAACAAAUGGUUUCAGUUGCCACAUCUUCCGAAUGAACAUAGGACUGCGGGGAGUUCCGCUUCUGCCGUGGUCGAUGGCAAGCUCUUUGUUAUUGGAGGCCAGCUCAGUUCUGGUUGUGCGUGUAACUUCGUCUCCUACUUUGACAUGCGACAUUACUGCUGGAAACAGGCUGCCCAUUUGAAUGUUGCACGCGCUAAAUGCAUGGCUGGAGUUAUCGGCAACCAGUUAUAUGUUGUGGGGGGUUUCACUGAGCGUGAUCAAAAUGCAGGAGCGACAGCUGAGGCUUAUGAUCCGGUGACCAAUAAGUGGAGGCUCAUUUCCAGUAUGAAAAUCCCCAUGGAGCUUUAUGACAGUGCAGUUCUCGGUGACAAGUUCUAUGUCGUGAACUCGUCCAGUGAGAAUCUAGUGGGGUUGGUGUAUGAUCCACAGAAAGAUGAAUGGGUGGAUAUGGCCAAUGGGCUCAACACAGGUUGGCAAUCCAAAACAGCGGCCUUGAAUGGCAAGCUGUAUGCUGUAGGUGAUUCUCACUCUUCUGAGGGAAAGAAUGAGAUCUCCGUCUACAAUGCUGCUAAGGAUGUUUGGGAAUCCAUCAAAGGAGUUCUGGAUGACACGGCCCCAGUGCUGUCUUGGGGUCCCGAGCUUGUUAGUCUUGGUGGACGUCUUUGUAUCGUUGGUACGAGCAGUAAGGCCCACGUCGCUGUGGUGGAUAUCAACGAAACUUCCAAACCAUCCGUUGCAACCCUCACCUACUAUGAGGAUAUCACGAAGAAAAUUCAGUUUGCUGAGCCUCUGCCCAGAGGAGCUUGCCAAGUUCUCGCGCUGUGACACAUUCAAGUGCCUGCAUUUCAGUACAAUCGUCGAUUGGAACGCCUUUUGGAGCUUUCGAGUUCAUCCAUCCUUUCUUAUCCAAUUUUGCCUCGACAAGAUGCCGUCAUUAGGGUGUUAUUGCUGUGCCUGUCGUCUGUCUGCACUUCACCAUGCUGCAAGCACACACCACCCGGCACUGAUACCGUACUGCCAUGAGUCUGGAGUAGUGGCACUGUCUCUUGCAAGGCACAGACUAUUUUCUGGUUGUUGAUCCCAGCGUUGAAAGAAGACUUUUGGAAAAGCCGAGGGAUCUUGUCGAAAUUAUUUUCAAUGGUGGCGGUGGUACUAGACAUAAAAGGAGUAUUCUUUCGCGGAUCCACUCUUGGUUCGAAGGACGAACAGUGGAGAAGUUGGUUUCGAGGAGAAGGUUCUGACGUAUCUAGUCGCAGAACUGGUAUUGCGGGCUCAACUGCUGCAUGUAGAUAAUCAGGAGGUGAUUUCUGAAGGAUAGUGAGUCCUAAUUUACUGCUCGGAGAAGUUGCGUUGAAAGACUUAAAAACUCGCAAUGGUGCAGGAUGACUUUUGGAGGUGUCAUCAGUUUCACUCACACUCCGGUCUCCGUCUUUGUAGACUGUAAAGCUUUUUUCGUUUCGCUCAUCGAAAAUCGUAGCUUCGAUUAUUUCGCCAGAAUGGACUUGAGUAAAUACUCAGACCCGUGCUAUGCUUCCACACCGUUAGCAUUUGUCCGCAGAAGACUCGGACUCGUGAUAGCAUUGAGUCAUUGAUUAUGAACUCUUUGAGGAUUGUAACUCGUGGCCAACCUUAGCUGUAGAUUCAGCCGGGUACAUGACGAGACCUCAACCUUUUAUUAUUCUGCUUCUUGAAGAUGGUUCCUCAUUAGCAGGUAUCUUCGAUUUUCUUGCCAGUCCGGCAGACGUGUACAGUUGGUCCAUAGAAGACACGAUCCUUCGUGAUGGCUUGUCGUUCCGAGUGCUCUUUCAGCACACUCAGGUUUCAUGGUCCCGAUUUGGCGCCGAGUACAUGUGUCGUUGAAGAGCAGCCUUUAAAGCCGUGUCUAGUCAAAUGUCAGUAGUUUCUAGAGUAGCUUGGAAUGGACGUACUUUUUUCUGGCUCAUGGUACCUCUUCUUCGACCUUGUGAUGUAACAACAUUGGUCAUAACGGUCAGAGAUUAGGAUUAGAUUUACCAACGAUCUUUAGUGUAGUACUCAAGAAAGCGUAUUCGUAGGAGAGGCAAACGGCGAUGGGAAGCAGGCACGGAGUUUCCCGACAAAGCUUUUUGUCAGUGCGAGUUGGCCGGGCUGGCCAGCCAUGAGUAGAACACAAAGCAGUGGAAGUAAAAGGCCGUAGCUUUCAUUGUCCAUGGUCAAAGAUCUACGAUCAACAUCGCCAGACAGUCACCUCACAAGGUCAUGAGUUCUUGAUGUAAAAACUUGAUGUAAAAUUGAAAUUCCCCGAUGAAAAGGUGAGGUUAUUACUAUCUUAUGGUUCACG